UUCCGCAGCUGGUUAAGGCAAAACCGAUCUUCUUAAUCGAAGCUGGGCACUAGCGGAGCGAAUUAGCGACUGCGAUCGGAGAAGAAGAAGAAGAGGCCAUGGGAAUCUCCCGAGCUCGCUCAAGCACCGUCUGUAUUCUUCUGUUACUCUCGCUGAGCUUAUUCCCCUGUGCUUUCUCUAAAUCUCCUCGUCCUAUAUCCGAUGUGGAGAUUAGGGAGAAGAAGAACCAAUGCUAUGCUGAUAUAGAGAGUGGGCUAUGGGGUUGGCAAUGCAAAGCUUCUGCUAUAGCUAAAGAGAAUUGUGCGCUGCGAUGCCUCUCUCCGGUUUGCUACGAACUCAUCUAUGAGAGUGAUCCACUUGAAGAAGGCGAGAAAGAUUUGAUUAGGAGCCAAGAAUACAAAUAUUGUAUGUACAAGUCUUCGCUCGGGGAGAGCCUAGAUGGUGUUCGUGGCAGCUUUUUAUAGAACCAAAGCCAAACAAGUGUUCUUUAUGCUCUUCCAUGUUUGUAAGACUUCGAAUUUGUUUCAAACGCUAAUCAUGUGAUAAUAAAAUCGCAAUUCUGCAUAAAUU
Messenger RNA from Brassica oleracea var. oleracea, 570 nucleotides. RefSeq lists its product as uncharacterized. The record is from RefSeq and is a predicted model, not a curated record. The transcript is spliced from 5 exons. Bases 99 to 464 code for a protein of 121 amino acids. NCBI's taxonomy places the organism in Eukaryota, Viridiplantae, Streptophyta, Magnoliopsida, Brassicales, Brassicaceae.